CCGCCAAAAACGGGCAGGGAAAAAAGCUUUCGGUGGGUCCAUCUCCAGCAGCGUAUAGAUUGCUGUUUACCAUUCAUCUUCCCAUCUCACAUACAGACUGGCCCACCCGCUCGCCGGCAUCGAACACUGGGCGCUGCGUACCCAGCCCCCGCCACUUCACCACCCCUCGGACCAUCAACACCGCCAAGACGCGUCCAUCGCGACGCUCCUCCCUUUUCUGCGAAACGAUUAGACGCCUCUGGCUUUCAGAAGACCCAACAUGUCCAGCCACCAACACUUCCACAACGAUACACCCUUCGGCCCCACUGACUUCAUACCAGCGUACUUGCUGCCUUAUCAGAUAAACCAGCAACCCCAGGCUUCUGCUUCUGCUUUCCACUAUUUGGCGCCAGAGCUGUUUCAGUCGUCUCCUGCUUCCCAUAUCGGCACCAGCCAAAGCCAAUCUUCGUCAGACGGGCCUGCACCACAGGGCAACUGGGCUUCUCCGUGGGCGAAUGAGCAGGAUUGGGCGACGGCUUCGAGGUCGUUGAUGGCUCAACCGGGUCCAAGCGAAAUUGCGCCACAGCAUCUGCGUUUGGCAGGGGAGGCUUAUGAUAACAACCCGCGCGGUAACUCGCGCGAUUAUGCUGGUACCGACCUUGCAAGCGGGAAUUUAAAUGAAUUCGUUCCUCAGUAUUAUCUAUCAAUGCCCCUCGGUGGACCUAGUUUUGGUGACUUCACUGCCCAAUACGGGAAUUGUCCACCAAACGCAACGUCAUCCACUUCUCAGCUACUAGCAAGCACGUUGUCGCCCCUGCAGUCUGCCUCGCUUGGAGCAAGCACCAUGCAGUCUGAAGCGAGCAAGGAGCCCCCCGCGUCCACCGUCGAGUUUGGUAACAAGUAUCAACAACUGCUUGCUUCCAAGCUGUUGGAUGCUCCGGUAUCGCUCCCAUCACAAAUGACAGCCCCUGCGACAUUUGGGCAGUUUUCGCCGCCAGGUCAUUCAGAUAGCAACAGAUACGAGCAGCUCAUCGACUUGAAGAUGAAGGCUUCGACGAUGGAGGCCGCUAGGAGCGAUAGCAGAGAUACGUCUCGCGAAAUGGCACAAUUCAGGAAAUCGUUGCUCGAAGAUGGCUGCGGGAUGAUGGACAGUGGGUCCGUGCCGACGAUGGCCAGGACCAAUACCACCUCAGAGAAAAGUCAACAACGAAUCUACGGCGGUGGGGCACUCCCGCUUGCCAGUAGUCGAUCUGAAAUAUCAAUGCUUCAGCCUCUGCCUGAUGUUGCCUCUCGCUUGCUCGACUAUGCGAAUGCGCAACCAUGGUCAUUCCAGCCCAUCGCCUCUCUUGACUCGGAGACUCAUCUCGCAGACUAUCUCCCCCAACCACUGCACAACAGUCAAACACGCGCAACGGCAGAAGUACUCCAGUCUUAUCACAAAGCAUUCGGUUUCCCCGGCGGUCAUGCCGAAAGUACUGGUCCCUCCUUGGUCGGCUCUACUAUAGGCGAGUGGCCUAUGACUGCUACGAGUGCGUCGCAGACUCAGACCGUCGACCAAACAUCAUCAUCAUCCCGUUCCGACUCUUUCCCCUUUUCCACGCCCAAAUUCUUCGCGCCCCAAUCUCAAAAUAAACCCCUUCACACCCCCAAGGCUAUACUCCCCACCACCCGUGCGGACGCGCCCGCCCCAACUCCAGGGAGUCCCAACCCUCCCUUGCUCAUCAUCCGAGUGCACGAAACCAAGAGCCUCCCUCCAAGCGCUAGCGACUUGCAAGAAGCGAACGUAACGCCCGUCAUCAGGAUCAUCCCCUCCAGGAUGGGCCCCGCCAAACCUUCUUCCCCGCGCAAGCUGGGUCAGCCCGCGUAUAAGAGCAACAUGUUUACCGAAGCGCAGGUCGUUAAGAAGCGCGGCAGGCCUAGGAAGGAUGAGGUGUCGUUGCAGGCGAGCUUUGAUAUUCUGGCGAAGAGGAAGGGUGAAGAGGAGGAUGGGGAGAGUGAGGGGGAGGAUCUUGAGAGUGGGGAUGAGGAUGGGUAUGAGGAUGGGUAUGGGAAGGAUGGAGAGAAGAGGAAGAGGACUCGGAAGAAGACGUCUAUUGCGUGCAACUUUUGUCGCUCAAAGAAACUCAAAUGCAAUGGCGUACGCCCAAUCUGCUCUGUAUGCGCCCGCCGAAACGAGGGAGACUGUGUUUUUGAGACCGCCCUGCGCCGACGCGGUCUUGCCAAAAGCCGCAAACCUGCUCGCUUCCGUAUCCCUCCCCUCAGCAUUGACACGCCUCUGCCCGACUUUGUGAGCGGGACGGACCUUUCCAGCGGGGUCUCUUCAGCGCGAUAUGACUUUUCUACGCCUACGCCGGCGGUGAAGGGGUUGAGGGAGGGCGAGCAGGGCUUUGGGGGGGCGAAGUGAGUCAUGAGUAGGGGAGAGUGGGUGCUGGAUCGGCAUCGCUCAAGAUUCUGAUUCGAAGCGGUAAAGUCGGACCCCAAUGGGGCGCGAGCGGGGGAAUAUCAACGGGCUGGUGUGAGCGCCCUUCAUAAUCUAAUACUUCCUGAUCUGUCAUAAUAUAUCUUUGUACUCUUCUGUAAUAAUUCUUCUUCUGUCUGUAGCCAUUCUCAUAUGGUUGUGUUUCUUUCCGCUGCUGCUUGCGAUAGUAAUCAUCACGUUGUUCUCGACAUACAUCAUGUACACAUUCCAUCACUUCCCUAGAGAAUCGUUCAAUGCGCUCGGCGCGAAAGCAUCAUCACCAGUAUGUACAAAGGUUGUAAUCGUACAGCCAGAUUGUGAAUCCCGAGUACGCCUUCAUGGAAA
Molecule: messenger RNA, 2782 nt
Organism: Cryptococcus amylolentus CBS 6039
Lineage: Eukaryota; Fungi; Basidiomycota; Tremellomycetes; Tremellales; Cryptococcaceae
Exons: 7
Coding region: 260-2383 (707 amino acids)
Biological process (GO): regulation of DNA-templated transcription
Molecular function (GO): zinc ion binding; DNA-binding transcription factor activity, RNA polymerase II-specific
Source: RefSeq, a predicted model, not a curated record